Messenger RNA from Porites lobata, 6108 nucleotides. The record is from the annotation of a GenBank genome assembly. NCBI's taxonomy places the organism in Eukaryota, Metazoa, Cnidaria, Anthozoa, Scleractinia, Poritidae.
AUGCUAAGAGGAAUGGCAGCCACGAUAAGAAGGAUUGUGAGCACUGCGAAAGCUCCUAAGGCCAUCGGGCCUUACAAGUAAGUUAGAUACGCUGAUACAAUGGCAGUACAUAUUAAACAUGAGCUCGUCGUUUUUGAUGAGCUCUUCACUGUACUUUAAAUACUUUGCUGAGCGAAAAAUAUUGCCAAAACUUGCAAUACACGCCACGUGACAGAAAGGCAAGAUCUAGAGCUAAAACGUUUAUGUGUCUUAGAAGUGUACAUCCGAAGUGCUUGUGCUAUCUGCGAGCCUGUGGGUAUUAUUAUGACAAAAUUGCCCCUCUCUACUCGUGAUGGGCUAGAAAACAGCGCGCGCCCUGACCCAGUGAAUCCAGGUUGAGUUUCACGUCUUGCGUUGUUAUUUUUGCAAAAGUUAAUUUCUGAGGAAAUGUCUACUGUAAGAAAGACCGUUCACACAGCAAAAGGCGUCCAACCGAUUCCUGGUGUAUAUAGGUAGAUUUUGUAAUUGAAAAGGAAUCAAAAUUAGCUCAAUCAGUAACUGAUUGCCAUGAAUUCAUAUAAUUUGUUUGGUAAUUUCAGCCAAGCAGUGAUUGCUGACAAAACAAUGUAUGUUUCUGGUCAACUUGGGCUAAACCCUGAGGUAAUGUUAUCAUUCAGGCCCUGUCCACAAGUAUCUGGAUAUUUUUGAAAACAUAAAAUUUUUCUCUGUUUUAGCCUUCCAUCCACACAUGUACAAUGUUUUUGGGUACCAAAAAUAUAGGUUUUUGAAAGCGAUGCUGAGGGUGGAGAUUUGGGAAAACGUUGGCUCAUCUUUUUCCUUUGAAAAGACAAAAACGGAGGUUUUCAGAUAUGAUGAUGUCAUACAUCAUACAGCGAAUGUCCUACAAGGGAUGCUAUUGUAUUUAGGUGGUUUUAGUAUUUAUGUGUGGAUGGCCGAUAGCAAUUCAAAUACCCUAUAUGUGGAUGUGACAAAAACAGAGAAAAAUAAUUGUUCUACUUUUUUUAGAAGACGCGCAUCCACACGUAUUCACAUAUAGGGUAUUUGAAUCAAUUUUCAAAAAUGUGCAGAUACAUUUAUAAGAGGCCAAAGUAUCUUAUCUUACCGUAAAUCCUCUCAAAUAAGCCCCCUCCCUCUAAUAAGCCCCCCCCCUUUUCAGGAGAAGAAAGUUAAUAAGUCCCCUCAUGUCUAUUAAGCCCCCCCCCCCCCCCUACCCCCAACACCUUCUCUAAUUCUUCACUGAUAAAUGAUAGACUGUAUUAAUCAAUCAUGACUGGAAAACUUCAUGUAGACUGCUCCAGGAUAGCCUGAAAUUCAUCCGAUUGCUUCAAGUCGUUUUCUCCUCUCCACUGAGGGAGUAAUAACCACUCGAAGUAAUCGGAUGAAAUUCAGGCUAGCUCCAGGAUGGUUUAUUUACCAACUGGAUUUGGAUUCUGAUCCUCAGGGGCAUGAACUCCAGCCUUCUUUUACUUGAGCUUUUCCACUUUGUAUUCUACAGUAGAAAUCGUCUGUAUUAACGGGGUGUCCAUAUUAAGUAGGUUAAAUUUAGAAAAUGUCACAAGGGCUUUCCCCAGGGACAAAGCAAACUGUCCAUUAUAAUGAGGUGACUGUAUUAAGCAGGGUUUAACUGUACUUAACUGUGCUUUUCACAAACAUGUGAAUUCUGAAGUUCAAAAGCCAACUGAUGAUUGCGUUUUUCGCUGCCGUCAAUCAUCUUAACGGACCUCUUAGGAAACAAAACUUUACUUUAACGGGUUCAAAAGGUCAUGGUUUGUGAUUUGUGAUUGGUGGAUUUCGAUCCGUCUUUGUGUUUUGGUGUUUCAAGGUUUGUUGCUUGUGAUUGUAAUAAUUAUUAUGAUUGAUGUCAGCGAAAAACACAAUUGUGAAAGCGGGUUUUGAACUUUAGAGUUCGCAUGUUUGUGAAAAGUGCAGUAAGCAAUAAGAUUACAACCGCUGCACAUUUAAAACACCAAAAAAAUAAAGAAAAUCAUGCAAGUAAUUAUUUUACAGUUGUGUGUUUAGUGAAUAUAUGAGACUGGAGUUGACCUUACCGGUACUUAUAUUUUCACCAAUGCUGUAUUUUUUCUUUCGUAGACAAUGGAGUUUGUGUCUGAUGAUGUAGUCGAACAAACCAAGCAGGUAAAGGAAUAAAUUUUUUAUACAUACAUAAUUCAUAUUUUCAUAUUGAUACCAUGUAAUUUAUUAAAUUAUUUAAUUUAUUAUAUAUAUGUACAGCAUUAGGAAAUAAAAUUUAUUUUUUUUAACGAUGUAUUUUUUCAGUCCUCGUUUAUACUAAAACAAAAACAUGUCUGUUCAUAGCAAGCGGUUAGUGACAAAAUUCUAUUUUUUACUUGCAUUAAUGUUAGGCUUUAGUGAAUAUGGGCUACAUCCUUGAAGCUGGAGGGUCAUCAUUUGACAAAGGUGCAGUUUAUUAAUUAUAUAUUAAAUUUAAUCAUACCAACUUGUAAGGAAGGCAGGACCAAAAUAAUGACAGAGUUAAAGGCAAACCUGUACUUGCCAGGGGAUAAAAAUGCGGCAGCGGGCCAUUUACACGAUGGCAUCAUUUUACUACCACUACUCUUAGACUCCUUCAGCAUGUUGCUUUCUUCUCUACAUUAGAGGUUUUGUUAUUCAAACGUCAGUGGCAUUACCAGAUAUAAAUAAUAUGGAAGGAAAAAAGAAAUGAAUUCUGGACAUCUUAGUAGUGAAAAGACUUCAUCGUGCAAAUGGCCUAUUGCCAUAAUCUCUCUAGUUUUUUUCAGUACCAUUUAUUAACCCUUUAAGCUGUAAGAGUGAUCAGCAUCAAAUUUCUCCUUCUAAUACCAAUGCUUUGUAAAACAGAAUGGUCAUGAGAAUAAGGGACAUGAUCACACAAGAUGAAUUUGCUUGAUAUUUUAUCAACUUCUCCCCACUACUUCUGUAGGAAAUGAAUAGGGCAACAAAUGAGAAUUCAAAUUUUGAUCUUGGGGUUUAAAAAGUUCAGGUACACAUGUGCACUUGAAAAGUGCAGAAGAGUCUAGUAAAACUUUUAGGUGCUUCACACCACAGAAACGAGGAUAGCUCCAGCUAUAUGAGCUACAACCUUGCAAAAAUACUUGAGACACUGUACUUUAUUUUGGCUUGAAUGGCCUGCCCAUGAUCUUGUGCUUGUGAUCCCCCUCCUUCCCUUAUAAGUUGUCGGCAAUCCAAGAUCAUGCUCAAAACUUAAUGGAACAACUUUAAAUGGAGGGGAGGAGGGAGGUGAGUAUUAUAUAUUGCAGACAUGUGACUAGCAGUGAUUUAAGUAAAAAAGGCUGGUUUUUGUCAGAGUGUCUCAAUAUUUUUGCAACUGGUUGUAGAUAUGACUUUACUCCAUCCUAUCUCUAACCCUUCCUGAAAAAACACAUACAUUGAUAUCUAUAUUUCAUGUCAUAAACAGGAGGCAGCAUGGUUGAGUGGUUAUUCGGACGCCCCAGUGUUCAAGUCCCGCCCUGACCGCUAGCUGGAUUUGUUCACGGUAGUCCCGAGUUGAAAUCCUCGGCCAUGCUUGUAAAUAGUCAGCUGGUUUGCCUCCGGCCAUUUGGGAUUCUUAACCCUGUUAAGUUUAAUUUGAAUUAUUUGUUUCAGGUAUUUGCGUGGCCCCACUAGCAUUAGUGCUAUAAAUACUACCAAGGGUAUAUAACGGAAUUAUUAUUAUUAUUAUUAUUACUAUUAUUAUUAUUAUUACUGUUAUUAUUAUCAUUAUUAUGUUCACGAUUAUUGUUGGAAAGUUAAAACCGUCUAUUUGCAGUUUAUAAUCCGCAACAACUCCUGUUAUUUUGAGUGCUGUUGACAUAGUGCUUGGUUUGGUUUUAUUGAUUCAAAACUUGCAGCAAAUUCUUUAUUGCAGUUGUGAAGACCACUGUUCUUUUGGCAGACAUUAAUGACUUUGCCAAAGUAAAUGAUGUUUACAAAACCUGUGAGUGUAUUUAAUUUUUUUAUGAUCCAUUUUCAUUAUUUUGUUUGUGUUACAAUCAUGUUGUGAAGUGAUUUGAUAAUACAGGAAAUUUUCUCAACCCAUCUUGCACCAUUAAAGGUAAAACACAAGGCAUUAUAUUACUCCUCAAGGGAUUUUUGUCUCUUUUUCUCAUAGUUUUCACCUCUCACCAACCAGCCAGGGCAGCAUAUCAAGUAGCAAACCUUCCCAAGGUGUGUCAAAGUUUUAAGUGGAAUUAUUAUCUUUUUCACCAGUGCUAACUGGUGACACACAGCCUGUCUAGAUGUGUUAAAACAAAACCAAUAGCUUUUUUCGCCUGGCGCUGGGCACAGCCCUGCUCCAGGCCAGUGCAGUGUCAAACAUUAAUUUGUGGUGGCUUGCUGUCAAGGUUGCCACAGGCAGAUAGCCCAGGCAGGGACAGUCCUUACAGUAGGUGGGUAGCCAUGGGCCAUGUAUUGUCCACUGGAGACUUUUAACAGGAACUAACUUGCUUUCUUUUACCCACCAAAUUAAAGUUUGAUCAGGCAGAGCUAGUGAUAUUAAUAAUUUUUAUUAUAAAAAUAAUAAUCGUUAUUAUUACUAGUCGUUUUUAUUUUCAUGUGACGCCACCACUGGUUUCCUCGUAAAAUGACAGCUGAGAAACUAGCGCUUCAAUUCCUUAAAACUGUGAAAGGUUUGAACCCAGGAGUCCUUUCAAAAGUAGGUUGAGUUUGAUUGUCUGGGUAAACAUAGUCCUGUUAUAGGACUGUUGUUGUUGACAGUGACUGAUGUUUCGACAACCUGUGCGGUAGUCAUCUUCAGAGUCAACGUAAGUUGUAUCAUGUCAGUCGAUGCUAUUAUACUCUGGUUAUUGAUCUGUUAUGUCAUAGUGAUGACAUGUCACUACCCAGAGCUAGCUAGUGCUUCUGAUUGGUCAUGCUGCAUGGGAAAUUUGCUUCAACCAAUCAGAAGCACUACCUAGAUCUGGGUUGGGAUGCAUCAUCAUUUCGCAGGGAAGCAAGAGGUGGCGUCAUGAAAUGUCGGCUCUCUCAGGCUAAUUUUCAUCUCGACAGCUUUUUUAAUUAUUACUAGGUGUUCACUCUUAACAACAUAAUAAUAAUUACUAUUAAAAUCAGUAUGACAGUGAUGAAACUUAUUGAACACACUUACCAUGUUCUGGUUUGGGCACGAGAAUUGUGCAUGGGCGAGGCUAGACGAAUUGCAGUAAUAUCCCAGUCUCUUCUGUUGUUUAGAUGUAAAAGCCAUGUUAAAGAACAAAAUCCUAUUUUUUAUUUUAAUUUGUUAUUUUUUGUUUUUGCUUUUUAUUUGUUCUAUGUAUGACAACAGACAUUUACAACGCAUAACAUUUAAAUCUAAACGACUUCCCUUUAUUUUCACUUUUUAGCUUGGUAAAGUCGAGAUCGAAGCCGUCGCUAUUGUUGGAGAGGUAAAAGAUGAGUAAACUCAAAGAAAGUCAUCUUAGGAAUUGUCAACAUAAAAUCAAAGUUAACCUAGUUUUGUAUGUUUUAAACUAUCAUUUUGAUGGAAACUAAAUAAAAUGGAGGUGUGGAGUGCUUGUGAAAAAUGAUAUUUGAAUUUUUUUAUUUGUAAUAGUAACAAAAGAGCCUGAUAUUAACGAAAUGCAACAACAGUUGGACCAAAGUUUUGUGUCGCUAAUCUACCAGCCUUAAUACACCUUCAUCAUCCCCUACUGGGCAUACCCUGGGUAUUUAACUCUUAACUCUUGUCUAACAAAUCCGCGUUCUAAGUCAAUUUCAGUUUGACCAACGCUUUUACCAAAACACCACUUGUCGUGAACAGUUUCAUUAAAGCAUAUAAUGUAGACUUAGACUUAAAUUAACCCACUAAUGAACAGAUCCGCAGGCCCAAAGAUUUCUCAGACUGCGAUGUAUGUUAGACUUCGUAUAACUAACGGAGCCGUAGACUUUUCCUCCAGGGCCCAGUUUUUCGAACGCCUGUUAGCGCUAACCCGGGAUUAAUUUUUUAUUCCGGGUUGUCUUUUUCUUGCGCUCGAAAAGACUUCCUCGCCCCCGCGGAUAAUUUCCUCUUUCCUUUUUAGAGCCACAAUCCGGCCUCGACGUGCAUUUCACAAAACUCCCGAAAAGUUUGGGGAAACCGUUUCUGGAAAGUCCCGGUAACUUUUCGGGCACGGAAAC